UGUACUCUCUAGCUAGUGGCACACACCACUACUGUCCACACUGCACCUUCUAUGUCUUCGCAGUCAAAGAGGCAGCUCAUGGGGACGGCUUCGACGAGCCCAGACGCCAUGGAGGCAACAAGCAGGCCCCCCGGCCUCUGCAUCACCGUGGAGAAGAACCCGCCGGAGGCGCGCUUGCUUCAACUCGGCGUCAAGUCCUGGCCCAAAUGGGGCUGCCCGCCGGGGAGGUUCCCGCUCAAGUUCGACGCGGCGCUGACGUGCUACCUCGUGAAGGGCAGGGUGAGGGCCGCCGUGAAGGGCUCCCGCGAGUGCGUCGAGUUCGGCGCCGGCGACCUCGUCGUCUUCCCCAAGGGCCUCAGCUGCACCUGGGACGUCGUCGUCGGCGUCGACAAGCACUACAACUUCGACCCCUCCUGAAUUAUCAGCACCACACGUCCAGCCGACCACACGCCCUCAUCGUUCUUCUUCUUCUUCUCCUUUUUUCUGACGCGCCUGAAACUCCUCCUGACGUGAGUUACAGUAUGUAAAACCUCUGGAACGAUGACUACCAUGAUUUAGCUAGCAAGGAUUUGUGUGGUAGCCACUAGUUUUCGCUUUCAGAAGUUGUGAGUCAACAGAAACUGAUGGCAGCAAUGCAAGGACGAUGUUCUUGAUUGGAUGCUUUCUCUCCUUGACCGUCGAUUUGCCGGUUAAACUAUGAGCAAAGGAAGGUCCAAAG
Molecule: messenger RNA, 718 nt
Organism: Setaria italica (foxtail millet)
Lineage: Eukaryota; Viridiplantae; Streptophyta; Magnoliopsida; Poales; Poaceae
Exons: 3
Coding region: 52-417 (121 amino acids)
Source: RefSeq, a predicted model, not a curated record